AUGCAGGGCAAAUUAAAACACCUUGAAAAACUUGCCAAACUUGUGGGAUUAGAAAUAAACAUAGACAAAACAAAGGCGAUGAAAAUAAACUCUACUAGCACAGCCAGUCUGGAACUCAAUAACCAACAAAUAGAGCUCGUUAGCAGCCUCUGCUACCUGGACAUCAUCACAACACCAGAGGGCGGGGCCCAAGAAGAUAUAGACAACAGACUGAAGAAAGCAAGAGCGGCGUUCGGUAGACUGCAGCCAAUAUGGAAAAGUAGCCAGAUAUCCAGAACGACUAAGGUCAGAAUAUUCCGGUCUUGUGUGAAAUCGGUUCUGACAUAUGGCAGCGAAACUUGGCUAACAUCAAAAUCUACCAGUCAAAAGUUGCAAGUAUUCAUCAAUAGAUGCCUCAGAAUAAUAUGCGUCAUAUUCUGGCCAAGACAUAUAAGCAACAAAGACCUCUGGAUAAUAACAGGCGAAGAACCUAUCGGAAGGCAAAUAAGAAGAAGAAAGUGGAAAUGGAUUGGGCACACUCUAAGUAAACCCGCCAAUAAUAUCGCUAAAAUGAGCUUAGAGUGGAACCCGCAGGGUUCAAGAAGACCUGGACGCCCCAGAAACACCUGGCGUAGAUCUGUAAAAUCAGAACUAGAAAACGGAGGUCUAACAUGGAGUCAAGUCAAGCAAAUAGCCCAAAAUAGAACAAGAUGGAGAUGUCAAGUGGAAGCCCUAUGCCCCCAAGAGGAGUUAGGAGAAAAAAAAAAAAAACGUUGA
Messenger RNA from Condylostylus longicornis, 756 nucleotides. RefSeq lists its product as uncharacterized. The record is from RefSeq and is a predicted model, not a curated record. NCBI's taxonomy places the organism in Eukaryota, Metazoa, Arthropoda, Insecta, Diptera, Dolichopodidae. The coding region runs from base 1 to 756 and encodes 251 amino acids. The transcript has a single exon.